Molecule: messenger RNA, 819 nt
Organism: Arachis stenosperma
Lineage: Eukaryota; Viridiplantae; Streptophyta; Magnoliopsida; Fabales; Fabaceae
Exons: 1
Coding region: 1-819 (272 amino acids)
Source: RefSeq, a predicted model, not a curated record
AUGAAGGACCCAGGGAGUUUCCAAAUCCCCUGCAUCAUAGGGGAUAUCACUAUUGAGAAGGCCUUAUGCGACUUGGGGGCUAGCAUCAAUCUCAUGUCCUUGAACAUGAUGAGAAGGAUGAGAAUUGAGGAAGCCAAACCAACAAGAAUGGCACUCAAACUAGCUGACAGAACAUUCAAGUUUCCACAUGGAGUAGUGGAAGAUUUAUUGGUGAAAGUGGGAGAAUUCAUUUUUCCAGCUGACUUUGUUGUGCUGGAUAUGGAAGAAGAGGCAAACACUUCAAUUAUUCUAGGAAGGCCAUUCCUAGCUAUUGUUGGAGCCAUCAUUGAUGUGCAAAAAGGGGAACUAGCCUUGAGAUUACAUGAGGAGAAGAUGAUCUUCAAUGUUUUCAAGGCAAUGAGUUAUCCCAAGGAAUCAAUAGGAGAAUGCAUGAUGGUGGACACCAUAGAACAAAUAGUUCAAGAAGUUUUGGAAGAAGAGCAAUAUGAAGGAAGUAUGGAAUUGGAGCAACAAGCACCACGUGAAGAACCACCACAAGGGACCAUGGAAAGUUCAAUCAUGACAAACCAUAAAGACAACAAUGGAGAAGAGGCACCAAAACUAGAGCUGAAAAACCUACCUUUAAGCUUGAAAUAUGCAUAUCUAGGUGACAACAGCACCUACCCAAUGAUCAUUAAUUCAAGCUUGAGUAAGGAGCAAGAAGAGGAACUCAUCCAAGUGCUGAAACAACACAAGGAUGCUAUAGGCUGGACACUCACAGACUUAAAGGGGAUCAGCUCAUCAAUGUGCAUGCACAAGAUCCUGCUUGAGGAGGGUUGA